Molecule: messenger RNA, 1937 nt
Organism: Hibiscus syriacus
Lineage: Eukaryota; Viridiplantae; Streptophyta; Magnoliopsida; Malvales; Malvaceae
Product: aspartic proteinase 39-like
Exons: 10
Coding region: 321-1790 (489 amino acids)
Biological process (GO): proteolysis
Molecular function (GO): aspartic-type endopeptidase activity
Source: RefSeq, a predicted model, not a curated record
GAAUAGUUUGAAGAAACAAAGGAGUGACCGACGUUUUCAUAGUUUACUUACAGAGGCAAGACAGAUACCUUGGACUCCUCAUGGUGCUUUAUCUCCUUUCCUUUACAAAUAAAGACGCGUCGUUUGGUGUUGAAAAAGCUCAUUUCUCUUCUUCUUCCGGGUUUUGGUCUGUCUUUGUCGCUUCUCUCUCCUUCCCGUUGUGUCCCAUCUUCUUCGAAAUUUUACAAUUUGAACAAAAACCCUUGGGAAAAAGCAAAAGGUUUUCAAAUUCGUAGAGACACAGGGAAGGAGAGAUUGAUUGUUCCUGAUUGUUGUUGGGGAUGAUGGAUCUAAGGAGAUUAGCGUUGGUGGUUGUGACUGUGGCGGCGAUGGCGGUGGGUGAACUCAGUUCUGGUUGUUUGGGGAACGAGUUGACUUUAAAUGUUAAACGUAAAUUUGCAGGCCGGGGAGAGGAUUUAAGUGCAAUGAGAGCUCAUGAUAUUCGUCGUCAUGGUAGGCUUCUCUCGACUAUCGCUGUGGAUCUCCCUUUAGGUGGCAAUGGUCACCCUUCUGAAACUGGGCUUUAUUUUGCUAAAAUUGGAUUAGGAAAUCCUUCAGAGGACUAUUAUGUUCAGGUUGAUACCGGAAGUGACAUUCUAUGGGUGAAUUGUGCUGGAUGUGAAAAGUGCCCCACAAAAAGUGACCUUGGUCUAGAUUUAAAAUUAUAUGAUCCAAAGAGGUCCUCCACUUCAAGGCUUGUUUAUUGUGAUCAAGAUUUUUGUACUUCGACAUAUGAUGGUCCACUCCCUGGUUGCAAGCCCAAUCUUCAGUGCCAAUAUAACGUCAUUUAUGGUGAUGGAAGCUCUACCGCUGGAUACUUUGUAAAGGACAACAUACAAUUGGAGCAAGUGACUGGUAACCUUCAGAGUAAAUAUGCAAAUGGGACUGUUGUUUUCGGGUGUGGUGCUAGACAAUCCGGGGAAUUAGGAUCAUCAAGUGAAGCACUAGAUGGGAUACUGGGAUUCGGACAGGCAAAUUCUUCUAUAAUUUCACAACUAGCUGCUUCUGGGAAAGUAAAAAGAAUGUUUGCACACUGUUUGGAUAAUGAUAACGGAGGUGGAAUCUUUGCAAUUGGUGAAGUGGUAUCACCAAAAGUCAAAACAACACCCAUGGUUCCAAAUCAGGCACAUUACAAUGUUGUAAUGAAGGAAAUUGAGGUUGGUGAUACUCUACUACGACUUCCAAGUGAUGUUUUUGAUACCGGAGAUCAAAAAGGAACAAUAGUGGAUAGUGGUACAACCUUAGCGUAUCUUCCAUCUGCAAUUUAUGAGCCACUAAUGGCAGAGAUUCUCUCCCUGCAACCUGCUUUGCAAUUGCAUUCUGUAGAAGAGCAAUUUACUUGUUUUCAGUAUAUGGAAAAUGUUGAUGAUGGGUUUCCGACUGUAAAGUUCCAUUUUGAAGGUUCCCUUACUUUAACAAUUUAUCCCCACGAGUAUCUGUUCCAAAUUCGUGAAGAUAUUUGGUGUUUUGGUUGGCAGAACAGUGGAACACAAUCUAAAGAUGGCAAAGAUAUGAUUCUCUUGGGAGACUUGGUGCUUUCAAAUAGGUUGGUUGUAUAUGAUGUAGAAAAUCAGACCAUUGGAUGGACUGAAUACAAUUGCUCUUCCAGCAUCAAGGUGAGGGAUGAAAGUUCGGGGGUCGAGUACACUGUCGGUGCCCAUGAUAUUGCUUCAGGUUCCAGUUUGAGAAUGGGAGGAAUUCUAACAUUAUUGUCUAUAAUAAUUGCUUUACUGCACAGUUCUAUAGCUUGAGAUUGCUGGAAUCAGUUGUGAAACAUUCUUUGAUUCUGUUGUACCAUAAUUCAUUUUUGUGUGUGUGAAAAUGUGGGUCUUUUUUUCUCUACUCGGAUACAGUAGUUAAUUAAUUUACACAGAUACUGUAAAUAAAUUUGUUUGGAG